Molecule: messenger RNA, 3049 nt
Organism: Phalaenopsis equestris
Lineage: Eukaryota; Viridiplantae; Streptophyta; Magnoliopsida; Asparagales; Orchidaceae
Product: telomere repeat-binding protein 2-like
Exons: 11
Coding region: 931-2766 (611 amino acids)
Source: RefSeq, a predicted model, not a curated record
AGACUGUUGGCGUGGUCAAUGGUACAGAAAUGGGGUUUAAGCAAAGGCGUGGCUUUCUGGGUUUUGGCGAUCUCGUUGGAUAGGGAGAGAGCAAAGGGAGGAGAGAGAAUCGACAAGGGAGAAGGGAUGGUGGGGAAUUACAACUAAGCAAAUGUUCGAAAGAAAAUUCUGUUCUCGAAUUUGAGAUCCGGGAGGAACAAAGAGCAUGCAUAAGAUUUGGAGCCGGAAUCUUACAGACGCUUCUCAAUUCCAAGAUCUUCUUGAUUCCGUAGCUCGCCGGAUUCUGAGCUUUCUCCGACGAGCAGCUCUGUCGAGAAUUUAGGGAAUCCGAUGCGUUUCUAGCGCAAGUUGGUCUUUGUGAGGAGAGCCGGACGGUUGUCCGCGAGAAUUUCAUCGAAAGGUUUUUAAUGAUAGGUUUGGAUACAAUUUGCCAGUAUUUCGGCGACGUUCCUGGUUUUGGCUGGUUUUUCUUCGAUUCUUUCUUUCGUUGGUUCCAUGGUUGCACGGGAAUUGCUCAUGUAGGAGAAGCAAAUCAUAUACCUGAGGCUAAUGGUUUUCCCCGACUUAAACUCCAUAUAUAUUGAUGCUUUAAUUGGAGGAUCAAUAGAAAUUUUACAAACUUUCAUGAUCAGGCUUAUAGGCUUCUUCUUGUGGACCUAAUUCCCUUUUUUUUAAAACUUGUGGAUUCCUUCAAGUCACAAAUUUGUGCUAUACUUGAGGGAUUUCUGGCAGAUCAAGCUUCCUUUAUCUUUGCCAGGUUUUUUUUUUUUUUUUUUUUUUUUUGUAUUUUAUGGGCGCAGAGAUUCUUUUUUGCAGAACCAGGGGGUAUGUAAUCUAGGCUGAAUCUUCAAACUUUGGAAAGUUUUUAAAGUUUUGAUAGCAAAUAUUGCAACUUCUGCUGUAUAUCUUUUUAACAUGAGUAUCUAAGAUAUGGUGUUGCGGAAGAGACUGGACUAUAGAAUUAAUGGCUAUCAUUUUCCUUCAUUUCCUCAAAUCCCAUUAUCUGCAAAGGGCAAGCGAUCUGUUAGAAAGAGAAAUGUGGAAAAUCGCAUGUGUGCAUUCGACUUGCUUGCAGCUGUGGCAGGGAAGUUACUUGAAAGAGAUAAAUCCUCAUCUACUAGCGAAGUUCCAGGAUCCUCAAUGACUCUGAAACUGUCUGGAACUUCUUUAGUUUCCUUUUGUUCUGGCGUGUCAAAUGAGGCGAUUAUGGAAGAAAGAGGAUCUUCACUUUCUGCUAAAGUAAGUAUAGGAGAUAAUGUAGCUGAAAAUUGUAAGACAACUCAUUCACUUGAGGAAACUGUAGUUGAUGGAAAUUCUUCAGACUCUUAUAACUUGAAUGGUUCAUUUGAAUCUGAUGUUAAGCCUCCUUUACUUGAGCCUGAGAGCAGCAUGGAGGUUCACAUUUCUAGAGAUGGUGAUCCUUACACUAGUUCUUUCCCCCAUUCCUGGGAUGGUUUGGAACUACCUGUACAUAGUGAUGAUGACGAAAACUCUUCCCGGUGCACUCAUCCUUGCACCACUACUAUUAAGGCUUCAAAGCCUAAUAUAGGAGAACAUAGGUUAGGAAAGGUUUUGGCAAGCAGGCACUGGAAAGUGGAUUUGGGUGCUGCAAAACAUGCUGAGCUUUCUCAAACUGACGGAGAUCCCAAGCGUGGUUUCCGAAGCAGGAAAAUUAGUUAUAAAGGCCAAAGGACUCCAAGGAUUUCAUUUGAAAGAAGGAAGCUGUUUAACCGAUACUCAAUAUCAGCAUCUCACAAAGGGUUAAAUAGAGCUGGUGUUUUCAAUAUUUUUAAGAAAAAUGACUUCUUAGAGGGAAUUGGUUCUGCAGCAUUGCAUGGAGUAAAAGGGACACGUUCCAUCAUUACAGAGCAACUUUCAGCACAUAAACCAGAAGAUUUACAUGUAAAACUCAGUAUCAAGUCUUUCAUAGUUCCUGAGCUUUUCAUUGAAAUUCCUGAAACUGCUACUGUUGGCUCUUUGAAGAGGACAGUAAUGGAGGCAAUAACUACAAUUAUUGGGAGUGGAUUGCGUGUGGGUGUUCUUUUCCAGGGAAAGGAUGUCAGUGAUGAUGAUAGAACUUUAAUUCAAGCUGGAAUCUCUCAUGCCAAUGAAUUGGAUGAAUUGAGUUUUAGUCUGGAGCCCAAUUCUACCUUCCCCUCGGCCUCAAGAUAUUCAAAUUCUAGCAGGCCGCACUUGUUUCUUCCAUGUGAUAGUACUGAACCACUGAGUAGGCUUCCAGCUGCUCUUUCUUUUGAUCAGGGAAGAAAUGAUUCCAGUUCAUAUCAUGCGUUGACUUCUGCAAUAAUCUGUCACGAAAGUAAUGUCAACUCAGAUUCACCUUCAGCAGAUAGAAUAGAAUCUGUGCAGGCACUUUCUGCUAGGCCAGCGAUAACUGCUGAGGUACUCUCUGUUGUUCCUGCGGAUAAGCUUAAACGGUCUGAGCUUGUGCAGCGAAGAAUAAGGAGGCCUUUCACUGUAUCGGAAGUGGAGACACUUGUGAAGACGGUUGAAAAGCUUGGAACUGGAAGGUGGAGAGAUGUUAAGAUUCAGUCUUUUGAUGAUGCAAAAUAUCGCACUUAUGUUGAUUUGAAGGACAAGUGGAAGACAUUAGUGCACACAGCGAGAAUCUCUCCUCACCACAGAAGGGGAGAACCCGUCCCUCAAGAACUACUGGACCGGGUUCUUCGUGCCCAUGCUUACUGGUCCCACCAGCAGGCCAGCCUUCAGCCCAAGUCACCUUCAGCUGAACCUUGCCUUGGACCCUAACAACAGAUUGUGCGAUCCCUGUACAAAAUUCAGCCAGGCUUCCUGCUCUCUGUGAAUUCUCUACUGGAGAGGGCUUUCAUGUUGCUUGUACUUGAAAUCAGUCUGCUAUUGCUUGCAGCCUCAUCAAAGUUUGAAUUUGUUUGAUUGAUUUACUAAAUUGUUCAUUUUAACAAGACUGAAUAAUGGGGGAUGUUUAAUUUUUCAAAUUUUAUGUCGUAAUAACGGUUGAAGUUAAAUUUGGAGAAUUUGAUGUACUCUGCUUGUUGCUUUCAUUGAACUGAUU